AUGCGCCUUUUACGUCAAUUGCUCUGGAGCGUUCUUUGGCUAACGCUGGCGCUAGCGGCUCUUAUUCCACCCACCUUUUCUGCGUCCGAACUCAGACACCUACAAGGAGACCCCAUGGCUACACACAAGGUUACGCUAGCGAUUGCCAAAAACAAAAUGUACUACGGGGGCUUGACUGUAGCGCUUUUCGGUGAUGUUGUGCCGAAGACGUCUGAAAAUUUCGCCGCUUUGGCCAACAUGUCCCAAGGGUUUGGCUACGAUACAACUCCAUUUCAUAGAAUCAUAAAAGACUUCAUGGUUCAAGGUGGAGACUUUGAGAACAAAGACGGCACAGGUGGCCGCUCCAUAUACGGAAAACACUUUCCAGAUGAAAAUUCCGAAUUGAAGCACGAUAAGUAUGGCCGUGUGUCUAUGGCCAACUCAGGGAAGGAUCGCAAUGGAGCACAGUUUUUCAUCACGACGAGAGAUGAGUGUCUGUGGCUCGACGGGAAGCACGUGGUGUUUGGGCAACUAGUAGAUGGGUUUGAACUUUUGGAGGAGAUGAAUAAUUGCACCACAGGCGUUAAUGAUCGCCCCAAUGACGAGUACUUGAUAUACAAAGGUGAGACCGCUCUUAUAGACUACACGCAGCAAAAGAGCUUGCAGGAGUUGCUGAAGGAGGAGGAGAUUGAGCAAGCUGCUUUGCGGGGAGAGACAACGUUGUUCAAUGACCAGGUGAGGGUCAUGGAGGUAGAGCACGAGGACUCGAUGGGAGGGUACAUCUUCCUCAUGGGCUUCUGCUUGAUUGUGUUGGUGAUAAUGACCAGUACAAAGAGAAAAAGGGUGGCCUGA
Messenger RNA from Candidozyma auris, 831 nucleotides. RefSeq lists its product as uncharacterized. Gene Ontology annotation, cellular component: endoplasmic reticulum; fungal-type vacuole. The record is from RefSeq and is a predicted model, not a curated record. The transcript has a single exon. Lineage: Eukaryota; Fungi; Ascomycota; Pichiomycetes; Serinales; Metschnikowiaceae. Gene Ontology annotation, molecular function: peptidyl-prolyl cis-trans isomerase activity. The coding region runs from base 1 to 831 and encodes 276 amino acids. Gene Ontology annotation, biological process: protein peptidyl-prolyl isomerization; protein folding.